Messenger RNA from Nematocida minor, 1866 nucleotides. RefSeq lists its product as uncharacterized. The transcript has a single exon. Bases 1 to 1866 code for a protein of 621 amino acids. Lineage: Eukaryota; Fungi; Microsporidia. The record is from RefSeq and is a predicted model, not a curated record.
AUGAUUGUCGUGCAUCAUCCAUAUAUAGGUGUCCAUAAUAGGUAUGGCAAAUUUUUAAGUUUAAAUUUUUUUAAGUCCAAAGGUUUUAAGAUGGCUAUGCAAAAGGUUGAGCUAAAGAUAAAAGUAGGCGGAAUAUUAGAUGCAUGCCAACGUAUUGCCAGCGGAAAUGUGAAUAUGUGUGUCCACAAUAAUGAUGUAAAAACCCGCAUGGAUAUACUAAAAUACAUACUUGAGGGAAAUCUGGAAAUAGAAGGCAAGCACAGCGAAGAGGAGAGAAAGACUAUCCUAGAAACAAUCAAAAAAAGCAUGUAUCGAUACUUCAUAUACAACGAGAAUGGCGCAGAUGAUAUGGAGUAUCUACAUCACGGACUAAUCUCCGGCAACGAAGAACUAGUUAAAACUAGAGGUGCGUGGUUGAUCAACAGCCUGGUAAAACCAAAUCCAUUUAUAUACAAUCCAAGGCAUGGGGUUUACAAGAAGUUCGAUAAGGAUGAAAAGCUUGAAAGCAUAUACUUGCAAAAGGGAGAACUCGACACGAGCACUAGAACAUACACACUGGAGAUUGAUGAUGCAAAGUUUUCAGACCUGGAGGGCUUACUUCGGUUUACGUCAGAGGCUCUCGACAGAGAAUCUUUCGCUUACAUUACUGGUCUAAUGCAUAUGCUGCGAUUUAUCGCGAAUUUAGAUAUGAGCGUUUUAAAAGAAUAUACAGAAGAAAGCGGCUAUCACACUCUCGAUGAGCUGUACAGCAAAACAUACGAAAAAACUGAUGUACCGCUGAUAGACUACGGGAUGAAGAUUAUCUGCGACAAAUGCCAGGAGAUUGAAAGGCUGAUCAGCCUAGUUAAAGAAAUGGACGCAUGCUCCAACGAUCCGCGGGAUAUAGUCAAUCAAAUCAAUGAUGUGCUGGGCCCUGGAGGCGUGGAAAUAGUCAUUUCCAUCAUGGACAAUCUGGAAAGCAUUAUGCAUGAAAGGGGAAUUCAGAAACGUGUGUUCAAAGUGUUGGAGUACAUGGCGAAUAACUUCCUAUUUUUCAACAAAAAAAAUAACUCAAAUGAGUUGUCGAUAAAUAGCGACCUGGUCCGCUUCUACGAAAAGUGUGUAACCAAAGGAGACUUGCUGAAAAUAGUGGACGGAAACAGAGAAAUAAUAGCUAAAGAGUUCAAAAUAAAGGAUGAAGCAGCAGACCAAGAGCAGGCAAAGUACAAAGAGCUAGAAGCAGACUUGAAAAAGUGGAUGCAGGAGAAUGAAAACACUCUUGAUCCACAGGACUACGAGCAGAAUGAAAACACUCUUAUUCCACAGGACUACGAGCAGAAUGAAAACACUCUUGUUCCACAGGAAUACGAGCAGAAUGAAAACACUCUUAUUCCACAGGACUACGAGCAAGUGCUAGGAGAAAAAAGAGAGAAAAUGGCACAGUUAAAACGCACCAUUAACAAUCUCGAUCAUGACGUGUACUUCUUAGAAUGCGCUAGGAUAAGAGAAAACAUAGAAUGCGGCAACAUUAUCGAGUUUCUGGAGCGAAAAGACUUGAUGUCUCGUAUGAGCAUAGGCCAGCAAAGCUAUCUCCUCAGAAAGAUAAAAGAGUUUGCAGAGACGCUGAACAUAAGAGUAGAAGCAUCUGAGGCACAUAAAAUAGUGGAAGUAGAUAUGCCGGAGGAAAAAAAGACCUCCUUAACAAAAUUCACGCAGAAAAACAUAAUUAAAAUGUCCGCACUGGGCUUUGUUUUUAUAACGCUGUUAAGUUUGCUUGGCUAUUCAAAGAGUGAAGCAAAUAGCAUUGCCAAUGAAGAUAUUUUAUCGCGCUGUGAAAACAUGGAAUACGAAGAAGAACCACUGGCUAAGAAACAGAAAAAGAUCUAG